AAGUCAUGGCACUCAUCUCUCUCACUCUAUCUUUCUGAGUCAAUCCAAUUCACUUACCAGGCGAGCCUUCACCAUGCUUUGUUUUUUUCUCUGCUUUUCUUCGAUGCCCAUCUCUUAUUAAGAGACCCUUUUGUUUUUUGAAGCUAAGAGUCAUGGUUACUUACUGAUCUCUUUCUCACUCUAUCUUUCUGACCCUAUCCAAUUCCCUUACCAGAGGUUCAAGUGACAAGCAAGGCUGCGGUGGAAAUGUCUGCUCUCAGUAAAGAUCUUGUCUUGUUAAUCUCACAGUUCUUAGAUGAGGAAGGGUUCAGAGAAACUGCUCGCAUGCUUGAGCGUGAAAGUAGUUAUUACUUCAACAUGAAGUUUUUUGAGGAUAUGAUAUGCAGUGGUGAUUGGGAUGAGGCUGAGAGAUAUUUUUCUUGUUUCACAAAAUUAUCUGACAAUAGAUUCUCGAUGAAGGUCUAUUUUGAAAUUAGGAAGCAGAAAUUUCUGGAGGCAUUGGACAACAAGGACCGUGCCAAGGCUUUAGACAUCCUUGUGAAGGAUUUGAAAACUUUUGUCCCAUAUAAUGAGGAGCUGUUUAAGGAAAUGACUUUGCUUUUGACAUUGAAUGAUAUAAGGGACCAUGAGUCACUCUCCAUGUAUAGUGAUGCAGACUCUGCAAGAAAAGUUAUGAGGGUUGAGCUUAAGAAACUUAUUGAAGCAAACCCCCUUUUCAGCGACAAAUUGGAAUUUCCGAAUGCUGCAAGUCAUAGAUUACGACGCCUCAUAAACCAAAGUCUGAAUUGGCAGCAUGUUCUUUGUGCAUAUCCACAGCCAAAUCCUGAUAUAAGAACCCUUUUUGUGGAUCAUGUCUGUGUACCAAUUCCAUCAGAUGAUCAUUUAUUUUCAACAUUGAGUGAUAGCAAUCCAGUGCCUUCUCAAACCACAUCAAUGCUAGUUUCAACUUCCUCAGCCUCAAAUUCUACCUCAGCUUCUGAGGCUCACUCUUCAAUUUCAAGUGAAGCUUUGUCUCUCGGUGAUCCAACAAACAUAGGAAUUGCUACUAUUACAGAUGGUUCGGAGGAUAUUACUAGUGUACAUUACAGUAGUGUUCCUGAAAGUGAAAUUGUAAUCGUAAGAAGGCCUUCUGACGAGGAAAUAUCAGCUGACUCUCAUCCUGAUCAAAGCUCCAUCGACAUUUCUGAUGACUUGCCUAAGAAUGUUUUAAGGAUAUUAAAUGAGGGGUCAUCUCCAACAAGCAUGGAUUUUCACCCUGAACAUCAGACUGUUCUUCUAGUUGGAACUUCUGUGGGGGACAUAGGAUUGUGGGAAGUUAGAUCAGGGGAAAGUUUACUUUCAAGGAAUUUUAAGGUCUGGGAUAUUGCAGCAUGCUCAAAGAUUUUCAAGGCAACUUUGCUCAAGGAUCCUAGUGUUUCUGUGAAUCAUGUUGCUUGGAGCCCAGAAGGUUGUUUCUUCGGGGUUGCGUAUUCAAAACACAUAGUGCAAAUAUAUUCUUAUAAUGAUGCCAAAGAUGUACAGCAGAAAUUGGAGAUUGAUGCUCAUGUUGGUGGUGUAAAUGACCUAGCAUUCUCUGCUCCUGAGAAACAACUGUUGGUCAUUACAUGUGGUGAUGACAAGACAGUUAAGGCAUGGGAUGUGACCAGUGGUGUCAAAAUGUAUACUUUUGAAGGCCAUGAUGCUCCUGUUUAUUCUCUCUGUCCUCAUAGCAAGGGAAACGUUCAUUUUCUCUCUGCAACAUCAGUGAACAGCAACAUAAAAGUGUGCCUAUAUGAUAAUCUAGGAGCCAGAGUAGAUUAUGAUGCUCCUGGCCUGGGGUGUACAUCAAUGGCUUAUAGUGGUGAUAGAAGGCUUUUUUCAUGUGGGACCAGUAAAUCUGGAGAGUCAUUUCUUGCUGAAUGGGUUGACUCUGAAGGUUCCAUAAAAAGAACCUAUCUAGGAUUGCAGAAGAGUUCUUCGGGUGUAGUGCAGUUUGAUAUAAUGAAGAGCCAGGUUUUAGCUGCUGGUGAUGAGCAUGUGAUCAAAAUAUGGGAUAUGGACAAAGUUGAGCUUUUCACAACCAUUGAUGCUGACGGAGGCUUACCAGAAAACCCCCGUGUUCGAUUCAAUAAGGAAGGCACGCUGUUAGCUGUUUCUGCAAAUGACAACAAAAUCAAGAUCUUGGCAAAAGAUAGCGGUCUCCAUUCACUGCAUACAUCACAAAAUUGUUCUGAUGAUGCUUCUAGAGAUCUCUGUCAUAACUUUAAGAAGCUUGGUAUUGAACCGAGUUCAACUGUUGCUUGUGCUGGAGCUGCAGAUGAAGCUGUCAUGAACAAUGGAAACCCAGAAAACCCGGAGGUAGUGAAAUCUAAAAUUACCGGAAAAUCCACUACAUCAAAGAGCAGGAGGCUCAUUUUAAUAACAAGCCCUUCUCAGUUCCAGAUUCUGCGACUUCCUUCUCCCAUGAAAGCAAACAAGAUAUCGAGGCUCAUUUACAACAAUGCAGGUAACUCCAUUUUGGCAUUAACAUCAAAUGCCUCCCAUUUAUGUUGGAAGUGGUCACAGAAUGACACUCACUCGAGUGACAAGGCAACUGCAAAAGUGCUCCCUCAACUGUGGCAACCCAGUAGCAGCUCAGGACUGAUGACAAAUGACCUUACAGGCAGCAGCCCUGAAGAGGCAGUUCCCUGCUUUGCCCUGUCUAAGAAUGAUUCAUAUCUCCUGUCAGCAUGUGGAGGGAGAAUUUCUUUGUAUAGCUUGCUGAAAUUCAAGACAAUGCUGCCUAUCAUGCAACCACCUGCAGCAACUUGUAUUGCUUUCUACCCUCAAGAUAACAACAUACUUGCUAUAGGGAGAGAUGAUUUCACGAUUCUAAUUUAUAAUGUCCGUUCAGCUAAGGUUGAUACCAUACUUGAGGGUCAUUCUAAACGAGUCUCUGGUCUUGCAUUCUCUAAUGAUCUGAAUGUACUUGUUUCUUCAGGAGCAGAUGCUCAGAUUUUUGUCUGGAAAGUUGAAGGGUGGGGAAAAGAGAGGAGCAGAUUCUUGCAGAUUCCCAAUGACAGAACACUUUCUUCAUUAUCAUUAGAUACAGACAUCCAGUUUCGUCAGAAUCAGACAGAAUUCCUUGCAGUACAUGAGACUUGCCUUUCAAUCUAUGACGCCAGAAAAUUAGAGUGUGUGAAGCAGUGGAGUCCAGGCGAUUUUGGAGCACCAAUCUCCCAUGCAACAUUCUCGUGUGAUGGCCAGAUGGUGUAUGCUAGCUUUGAAGAUGGGCUUGUAUCUAUAUUUGAUGCUUCGGAUUUUCAGUUAUACUGUCAGAUUAAUCCAACUGCUUACCUUUCUCCCACUUCAAGUCUGGGAGUGUAUCCGCUUGUCGUUGCCGCACAUCCUCAGGAACCUGACCAGUUUGCAGUGGGACUGAAAGAUGGUGCUGUUAUUGUCUUUGAGCCUCCAAUUUCUGCCGGUAAAUGGAGUAUGCUGACAGCAUAUGAAAACGGAUCAGCUAGUAAAAUACCUGCUGAAUCCGAAGCUAAUCAGUGAGAAUUCAGAGUAUGAAAACUAUGCUCAAACCUUGGCUGGCCAAGUGUGUGUAAAUACAGAUGUUUGUCUUUGUAACGAGUAGCUAAGACAGUAAUUUAUGGUAUCAUCCAAUAAGAUAUGCCAUAGUCUAUGAAAAUAAAACGUAUUACCAUUAGUUUUCCAA
Molecule: messenger RNA, 3682 nt
Organism: Populus nigra (black poplar)
Lineage: Eukaryota; Viridiplantae; Streptophyta; Magnoliopsida; Malpighiales; Salicaceae
Product: topless-related protein 1-like
Exons: 26
Coding region: 247-3519 (1090 amino acids)
Biological process (GO): regulation of DNA-templated transcription
Molecular function (GO): protein binding
Source: RefSeq, a predicted model, not a curated record